AUGCUCCAGUCAUCCAACUCUCUGAAGGCAUCUUAUGAAGACUGGCUGCUGACGUACGGCUUGAGCAUCUCUCCUUUUCACAUGCGAUGGCAAACAGCUCUCUUCAACCGCCAGUUCUACAAUUGGGGGAGAUGGAGACCCAGGUUUCUGUACUUAUGGUUCAGCAUAGGAAUGGUGUUUGGUAUAGUUGCCAUGUUUGGCUCUGUUAUUCUUCUCGGAAAGACGCUGAUGCAAACACUGACCCAGAUGCUCACCGAGGCACCGAAAGCCCAGAAUGAUCGUAUGCUGCAAGUUGUGGUGCCUGGUGUAAAUUUGCCUGUCAGCCAGCUGACCUAUUUCUUCUCUGCAAUCCUCGUCAGUGGUGUGAUACAUGAAGUCGGCCAUGGGGUGGCAGCUAUUCGAGAACAAGUACGAUUUAAUGGAUUUGGGAUUUUUAUCUUCAUUGUCUAUCCUGGAGCAUUUGUUGACCUCUUCACAACCCACUUGCAACUGAUAUCUCCAAUCCAGCAAUUAAGGAUAUUUUGUGCAGGAGUGUGGCAUAAUUUUGUUCUUGGUGUUGCAAGUUUCAUGGUUUUGUUUCUGCUGCCAGCCAUUCUUUUCCCUUUCUAUUACACGGGUGUUGGGGCACUUGUUACUGAGGUCGCAGAGGAUUCUCCUGCCAAUGGACCAAGAGGUCUUUUUGUGGGAGACCUUGUCACUAAUCUACAAGACUGCCCAGUUUAUAGUGUGGAAGACUGGAAUUCCUGUCUGGGAGACAUUUCAGAGAAGUCACAGGUUGGCUACUGUGUAAGUGCAGCCACCCUACAGCAAUUAAGCUUUCCAGCCAGAGUCUAUAGAAGACUCGAUGGCACAGUUGAAUGUUGUAGUAACAACAGCCUCACAGACAUUUGCUUUUCCUACAGCAAUAACUUGAACAGCCACCUGUAUGCCUGUCUGCCAGCACGAAAAGUUAUUGAGGCCAGCAGAGUUUGUCAAACCAACAUGGACUGCCAGAAGGACUUUGUUCCAAGCUUUUGUGUGACUCCUUCUUUAGAGAACCAGACAAGGCUAAUCAGGGUAAAACAUCCACCCCAUAUUGACAUGCUGUACGUAGGACACCCCAUGCAUCUUCAGUACACAGUAAGUCUCAGCAGUUUUGUACCACGACAAAACUUUCUAAGCAUCGAUCUGCCUGUGGUGAUAGAGACAUUUUGCAAGUACCUAAUUUCACUGUCAGGAGCACUGGCAGUUAUCAAUGCUGUACCCUGCUUUGCUUUGGAUGGCCAGUGGAUAUUAAAUUCAUUCCUGGAAGCCACUCUGAGCUCCCUGAUUGUAGAAAAACAAAACAGAGAGCUUGUUGGCUUUUUAAUUUUGCUUGCUGGUAGUGCACUUUUGGCUGCCAAUGUUGCACUGGGACUUUGGAUGGUGACAGCACGAUAGAACAUUGGAUACGCUUCCAUCAGUUCUGAAAGUACACAGAAAUAAUGAAUCCAUUGCAUUUUAAAACUUGUUCAGUACUGGGAUUGAAAUAAUUCCCUUAAAAUGACACUGAAAGAACAAUCACUGGUGGCUGCUGUCUUAAUUUAAAACUGUACAACGUUGUGCCUGUGGUCAAGGGAAAUCUAACAGAAAGAAUUAGGAACCUUUUUAUAUACUCUUUAAGCACUGUACUAAUCUUGGAGAAAUUGCAUUGUAAAGUUUCACAGGAAGAAGCCUAAGACUUCAUUAAUUUAGAUCUCAAAAUAAGGGAAUUAUUUGGCCUCAAACGUUCGUAAAGUGGGAGAAAAAACCACUUUGGUUUUAUUUUAUAAUUUGAAUAAUUGUCAGAAAAUCUGUGUGGGCUCUGAUCAUUUCUCAGUCGGCAUAGUCUUGACUAUCUUGUUUUGUUUUUUUUAAUCUGGUAUUCUACCAAACUGGACUCUAAGAAGCCCUAAAGUCUGAUCUGAAAAUGGUGAAAAGCUAAGUAAAUGCUUACCAUGUGUUAAUGAGGAGAGAGAGGCCAUAUGGCUUAGUAUCUUUCCUUUUCAGCUGGCUAAAAUGACUGGAAGCAUGUUGUCCUCAGGAUGUAGAUGAGAAGUGCCAACAUCUGUUAAGAAUGAGGCAUGUGGGAGGAUAACAAAGCCCACAUGUCUGUGUUUCUUACACAUUCAGUUGUAUGUUAUCAUACGCAGCUGAAGAUUUUUUAAAGGCAAUAUUUGUCAGCAAUAGCUACAAGAUAACUGAAAUUUAGUUUCUGAGCGCUGAAGUAUGCUGUGCACAAUUAUUCCUAAGUGAUAAGUAAUGUUUGUGUUGUUUUACUCAGAAAAUAAUACUGUACUAUACCUGUUUACAGUUAAAAGUGAAACCUGUUGUUUUUAUGGCGUCUAUCUUCUGAUGCUAUGCAUGUAAUAUGUACAGUAACUCACUGAUGGUUUUCUGUCUUUCAAAGUGUUGUUUUCCUUUGCUAGGAUUCAUGCUGUUCAAAGAUAGCUAACAAAGAUGUUUAGCUGAAGCUGGUCUUGGAUCAGAAUUGUUUAGAGGAAGAAUAUGAUUGUGAAUUGAACUAUUUAAACAUUUGACUUUGCUUUCUGAAAUGAAUACAGACCAUAUCCUUGUUCUUAAAUGAACAGUGGAAGAACAGUCAGUGUUUUGCUGACUGAAGUAUGUCUCACGUACUUUGAAGCUCUUUAAGUCUGUAAUAUUUUGUACCCAAUAGGAUUAUAUAUUGACUGUCAUGCCCUCCUGUGAUAUAUUGCCUAGUUUAUAUAAAUCAGGUUCAGUCAGAGCCUUGCCUCGAUAUAGACUG
This is a messenger RNA of Pygoscelis adeliae (Adelie penguin), 2764 nucleotides long. RefSeq names its product membrane-bound transcription factor peptidase, site 2 (gene MBTPS2). Gene Ontology annotation, cellular component: cytoplasm; membrane. NCBI's taxonomy places the organism in Eukaryota, Metazoa, Chordata, Aves, Sphenisciformes, Spheniscidae. Bases 1 to 1419 code for a protein of 472 amino acids. Gene Ontology annotation, biological process: regulation of response to endoplasmic reticulum stress; membrane protein intracellular domain proteolysis. Gene Ontology annotation, molecular function: protein binding; metalloendopeptidase activity. The transcript has 11 exons. The record is from RefSeq and is a predicted model, not a curated record.